AUGUCCACAACCACAUCAACAGCCACAAACUCCCCUCCAGUCCUCGUGGGCGGCUGUGCAUGUUCCUACAUCCGCUAUGCGUCAACCUCCCUCCCCAUCUCUUUGUCACACUGCUUUUGCGUUGAAUGUCGCAAGACCGCGGGCGGACCUUUCCAAACAUACGUCCGCUUCCCCACAGCAGCCAUCACAUGGCUGAACGACCGCCAGCCCAAAUAUUUCUCGGCUAGCACUUUCGCCCGUCGUGGAUUCUGCGACAAGUGUGGCUCCAGUUUGGUGUUCCAGAUGAAUGAGCACCCUGAGAGGAUUUCGUUGGCCGGGGGCUCCAUUGAUGAUUGGGACGUUAAGUGGGGACAGAGCGGGAAAGGGGAAGGGGAAGGAGAAGCGGAAGCGGGAUCUAAGGAAGAUGGAUGGGAUACGUUGAAUAAAUCAACAGUGUAUUAUUGGGUGAGAGAGAAACCGUCUUGGUAUAAGGUACCGAAUGAUGGCUUGGUGAAGUAUUUCACGGAUCCGGAUAUUGAGGAGCAGCCACCAGGAUUCAGGGGGGAGGAGGGCGGCCCUUUUGGAAUGGCUGCACGUAAAUAA
Messenger RNA from Histoplasma capsulatum G186AR, 582 nucleotides. Its product is annotated as DUF636 domain-containing protein. The transcript has a single exon. Gene Ontology annotation, molecular function: carbon-sulfur lyase activity. Bases 1 to 582 code for a protein of 193 amino acids. NCBI's taxonomy places the organism in Eukaryota, Fungi, Ascomycota, Eurotiomycetes, Onygenales, Ajellomycetaceae. The record is from RefSeq and is a predicted model, not a curated record.